Molecule: messenger RNA, 2868 nt
Organism: Anopheles cruzii
Lineage: Eukaryota; Metazoa; Arthropoda; Insecta; Diptera; Culicidae
Gene: OtopLc
Product: proton channel OtopLc
Exons: 8
Coding region: 1-2868 (955 amino acids)
Biological process (GO): proton transmembrane transport
Cellular component (GO): membrane
Molecular function (GO): proton channel activity
Source: RefSeq, a predicted model, not a curated record
AUGGAUAGCUCGCCCGAUCUGUCGCUGAAGUUGCGGCGCGGUUCGAGCGAUUCGCGCGAAUCGUACUACAUGGACUUCGCCCAGGGCAUCGACUCCGACAUCGAGGACGUGGUGACGAUGGCCUCCGCCUCCGGGGGUUGCGGGACGGCCAGCGGUAGUGCCACGACCACCCCGAACACGCUGCCGGCCGCCAGCCUGCCGGACGUGACGAUCCUGUCGGUGGGCGGCACCACCGGCAUCAUCCCCGAGGAGGACGACUCACUGGUCGAGCUCGACGAGGACGAGGGCGCGGGACGGGAGACGGGGCAGUCGCAGCAGGAGGAUCGCGAGGGGGUCCCGACAGGAACCGACGGUGAGCCGCCGCAGGCCGGAAACGAUGCAAUCGUCCUGCCAGGACUCUUCCUAUCGGCACUCGACAUCGACCUGGAAAGAGACCUGAAGGCAACGCUGCAGCCACUGAUGCCGUCGCCAUCCGUGUCGCAGAACGCGAUCGUGUCGCCCGAAGCAUUCAGCACGCACACAUCGCCGGAUCCGUCGGUACAGCGACUAUCGACCGGCGAAGAGCUCCACCAGCAGCAGCAGCAGCAACAGCUGUCAUCGCAGUCCACCAUCAACAUGCCGCCGGCGAUGGUUCCGAUCACGCCCGACUACCCGCUCCUCGCGCUGGCGACGACGGCAGCGGUCGCGAGCACCAGAGAGUUCGCCGAGACUUCCUGCACCGGCUCUUCGUUCGGCAUCCAGGGCACCAGCAAAACGAUGCCACCGCCUCAGCCCGGGACCAGCUCGGCUUCGUCGUCGGGAGCUUCAGCAGCUUACCACCAGCAGCAGCAGCAGCAGCACCAUCAACGCUACCUACCGAAGGCCGGUUCACCGGGAAGCCGAACAAUGGGCUCCACCAGUGUCUGCCUGCCACCGGAGCACCACCACCAACACACGGAGGUGUUCACCGCCGAGGACGGGAUGCUACCGAAGUCACCCUCGCAGACACUGAGCGGUGCGGCGAGUCAGUCCACUACCACGCAGCACCUGUCGGUGCUGUACCACGCUCACCAUCACCAUCUGCACCCGAUUCUGACGACCAACCGACGGCCGUCACGGCUGCCCGAGCCAGUCAUCUACUACCCAGCGCCGCGUGAAAUCAAACCCGGCGAAGCUCUGGCAACCACACUGUCGGCCCUCUACGGGAAGCUGUUGGUCGUGAUGGGUAUAGCGUUCCCGAUGGCCGAAGUAAUCUCCACCUAUAUUCCUCCGUCCUUCUACGAGGGCUUCUACCUGUACCUCUACAUCGGCAGCAUGGUGUUUCUGUUCUUCAUGUACACGACGCUGCUGUGGGGCAAACCGAAGGCACCGCCAGUGUCGCCUGCCAAAAAACCUACGGCGACCGUCACGAAGAAGGUAUUGCGCCGCAGCAGCACCACCUGCUCGUCGGACAGCGGGGAACGGUCGGACAGCGAGGAUGAGACGAUUAGCUCGGGCCCGAAGGUGCCGGUCCACGCGCGCCGAAUGUCCCUAUCGGCUGGGAUGGCUUCCCGGCUGCAGCACUUCGGAAGCUUCUACCUGCGUAUGGGAGCCGUCGCGUUCGGUAUCGGCAGCAUGAUCUACUCGGGGCUAGAGUUUGGCCAGUACUUCGAGCUCGAGCGGGACACCAAGUGCCACAACGUGCUGCUGGCACUGACGCCUGCCACGCGCAUGGCCUUCAUCUUCAUCCAGAUGUAUUUCAUUUUUCUCAACAACGAGCAAAUCAAAGUCUACCGGCACAAGAUCGUGGCCCGCUUCGGGCUGAUGCACAUGAUUGGCACCAACCUAUCCGUCUGGUUCUCGGUGCUGAUCCAGGAGACGAAGCACGAGAUACUGACGUUCUACAACCCCGAAAACCGCACGCUGCGCAUCUCCCACCGACUAGGCAACAAGAUGAUGCCGCACCCGGUCGAAUCGGUCGCACACCUGCGGGUGGCCCGCGGGCUGAAGGGGCCGCACAACAUCUUCGAGUGCCGCCGCUCGAACAUCAUCGGCACGCUGGUGCAGGACGCGUCGCCCUUCCUGUUCCCGUGCACGAUCGAGUACUCGCUGAUUUGUGCCGCGAUCCUGUACGUGAUGUGGCGUAGCAUCAGCCGGCCGCAGACGGAGCCUCCGCAGCGCCAGGAGAGCCUGCACCCGCUGAAGCGCUCGCCGCACCACUACUCCGUCGACUGUGCGGGCGCGCACAAGGGCCUCUUCAUCGGCAUCCUCAUCCUGGUGCUGACCAUCAUCUCGCUGAUCCUGUUCUUCGUGCUGAUCUCGCGGCCCGAGUUCGUGAGCCUCGCCGUGACGGAGGUGAACAUCUGCGAGCUGACGCUGUACGGCACAACGACGGCGGCCACGCUGAUCGGGAUGUUCCAGGUGCGCCACAUGCAGUACGACGCGUUCCGCAGCUUUAGCCUCGACGACAUCCUGCUGGUCGGUGGCCAGACCGGGUCGUUCCUGUACAGCACGUUCACUGUGAUCGGCGGCCACUUUACGAUGCGCCGCGACACGGUGCUGGUGCUGAUCACGGCGCUCGCGUCCCUCGUCGAGACCGCCUGCCAGACGAUGUUCAUCCUGGACGCAAGCCGGCGGUCGGCCGCCACCCAGGAGCACAUCCGCAAGAAGCCGGGCCGCGAGAUCGUUACCUUCCUGCUGGUCAGCAACCUGGCGAUGUGGGCGAUCAACACGCUCGAGAAGAGCCGGGCCGAGUCGCAUCCGAUCCAGCUGCACUUCUACGGGCUGUGGGCGUGGACGAUCAUCACCCACGUCUCGAUGCCGCUCGCCAUCUUCUACCGCUUCCACAGCACCGUCUGCCUGUGCGAGAUCUGGAAGCGGGCGUACAAGAUGAAGCCCGCCUACAUGUAG